This is a messenger RNA of Dentiscutata heterogama, 1160 nucleotides long. NCBI's taxonomy places the organism in Eukaryota, Fungi, Glomeromycota, Glomeromycetes, Diversisporales, Gigasporaceae. The record is from the annotation of a GenBank genome assembly.
CAUUAAAAGUUGGUGAAAAACUAUGUCAUAAAGCUGAUACUUUUGUAAAAGAAUGUAGAAAUGACAUUGAAAACAUUGAAAUCAUAUAUCCAAAACUUCGGUUCAUAUGGAGUGAAUUAGGUGUGCAAGUUCAGACUGUUCAAAAACUUAAAAAAAUCGCUGCAAAGCAAAACGGAAUUUUACAGGAAUUUUAUGCAAAUAAAGAACAAGAAUUAUCUAUUAUAAUCGAUAAACUCGAUAAUACUUUAGAAAGUUUACGUCAUAAACAUGUGGAUCCUGCAAUUCGUGAAAAUGCGAUCGCAAUAGAACGAGCAAUAGCUCGCGAAAAUAAUAGUAAUAUUCUAGGUGAUUUGGAAAAAGGCAUAGAGUUUGAUCUAAAAAAUAAGAAAGACUCCGGGGAAAAGGCUUAUUUAUAUGAUUACGUAGAAGAACAAAGUAUUCAAGAUUUGAAAGUGAAAACACAAGAGGAACAGAAACAAUUAGAUGAAAUGAUCUUAAAUAAUAGUAUUUCUCCUGAAAAAUCUGGAAUAGAUCUUUCUCGUGAAAAGUUUAUAGCUCUUGAACAAGAGGCAAAUUCUAUGGCUGAGACUUUGGUUUCAUUGGCAAGAAAUUAUGAUCAAGUUUCUGCUGCAUUAAAAGCAUGUCAGUUGCAUGCUGAUGCUAGCCUAAAUCUUGAUAUUUCGGUUCUUGAGAAAGAUACUGGUCUACUUCAACCAAUUGUUCAAGAAUUGCAGGAAGGGCUUCAAUAUAUUGAAUCACUAAGUGAAGAAGUUCGUGCUAUAAAUCGUUUUUAUUGUGCGUCUUAUGAUGAAGCAAAUAAAUUAUUUUCUGAAUUGGAUAAUUUUGGAAGUAGUUUUGAGAGUUUUUCAAACACAAUUAAAGAACUUGAAGCUGACUUUGAAAAGAGUAAUGUGAUAGUGGAUCGUUUGCUAGAUGAAUUAUUAAAUCUUAACAUGGUGUAUGAAGAAUUUUCCAGGGCAUAUGACCACAUGAUAAUAGAAAUUGACCGACGUCAUAGAAUUAAAGAGCAACAUGAAAAAUUGUUAGAAGAUUAUUCAAAUAAAUUAGAAGCAUUAUACCUAGAUGAAUCUCGGCAAAGAGAUUUAUUCUUUCAAAAUCAUGGAAGAUAUCUUCCAAUAGAUUUAUGUCCGCCAAUUCAG